This is a messenger RNA of Panthera uncia (snow leopard), 1116 nucleotides long. It is a transcript of the gene MRGPRG, whose product is annotated as MAS related GPR family member G. Gene Ontology annotation, biological process: G protein-coupled receptor signaling pathway. The record is from RefSeq and is a predicted model, not a curated record. Gene Ontology annotation, molecular function: G protein-coupled receptor activity. NCBI's taxonomy places the organism in Eukaryota, Metazoa, Chordata, Mammalia, Carnivora, Felidae. Gene Ontology annotation, cellular component: membrane.
AUGGCGGCUUGCGAGCUUGACGUGCUGGGUGUGGGGCCACAGCGACCAUCCGUAGACCCUGACGAGGAGCCUUACACGUGCGUGCCUCUCGAACUUCACCCCGUGUUUGUGCCGUUCGGCCCUCCGCCCAAACCCGAGGGGGCCUGGAGCUUCACGUGCCUGCGCGAGCGUGUGCACCUGGGGGUGGCCCCUGGGCUGGGCCUGUCCUCCCGGGAUGACCCCUGCCUCCUGGGGCGGUGCCCUGGCCUCCCUCGGGGCGAUGCCAGCACCAAUGUCUGUGCCUCCUUCCAGGGCUUGAUGCUCGGGCUCUGGAGAACCUCCAACAGCGUGCUUCUCGACCUCACUCUGGCCGUCGGCCUCGGAGGGCUGGUGGGGGGCAGGCUUGUCCUCUGGCACCUCGGCUUCCGCGUCAGGAAGGGCCCCCUCUCCGUCUACGUCCUCCGCCCGGCCGCCGCGGACAGCCUGUUCCUCUGCUGCCAGCUGGGCUUCUCCACCGUCCAGGCCGCCCUGGGCUCCCGGGACAACCUGUCCUUCGCGGGCUUCUCCGUGGGGCUGGGGCUGCUGGCGGCCUCGGCACCGAGUAGGUGCCUGUCCCACGUCUUCCCCACCUGCUGCCCCGGCUGCAGGCCCAGACACACCUCGGGCAUCGUCUGCGGCCUCGUCUGGGCCCUGAGCCCGCCGGCCAUGCUGCGGCCCGCCAACGCCUGCAGCCCGCUGGCCCGCACCAGACCCCUGACCUGCGCGCGGUACCACGCGGCCAGCGUCGCGUGGCUGCUGUCCCCGGCCUGCGUGGGGAGCCCGGCGCCCUUCCUCUGGGUGAACUGCUGCUCCCAGCACCCGCGGCCCAAGCUGUGGGGCUUCGCUCAGGGCUCCGGGCUCUUCUUUUGCGGCCUCCCGCUGGUCUUCUGGAGCCUGUGGCCCCUCCUCAACCUCCUGCGGCCCCUGUUCGGCCCGCUGGCCACCCUCCGCCACACCAAGCCCUUCAUCUGCUUCACCGCAGGCCAGCAGCCGGGCAAACGCCAGCCGCUGUGCGUGGUUCUGCAGAGGUCCCUGAGGGAGGAGGCCGCGCGGGGGGCCAGGGGCCAGUCUCUGCCUCAAUAUAGGGCCUCAAUAUAG